Exophiala aquamarina CBS 119918 is the source of this 1896-nucleotide messenger RNA. RefSeq lists its product as uncharacterized. The transcript is spliced from 4 exons. Gene Ontology annotation, molecular function: RNA polymerase II cis-regulatory region sequence-specific DNA binding; DNA-binding transcription factor activity, RNA polymerase II-specific; zinc ion binding. The coding region runs from base 1 to 1896 and encodes 631 amino acids. Gene Ontology annotation, biological process: DNA-templated transcription; positive regulation of transcription from RNA polymerase II promoter by galactose. Gene Ontology annotation, cellular component: nucleus. Lineage: Eukaryota; Fungi; Ascomycota; Eurotiomycetes; Chaetothyriales; Herpotrichiellaceae. The record is from RefSeq and is a predicted model, not a curated record.
AUGACCUCUGGUCUGGGUUCACAUGUGAACGGGAAUGGCUUUGAUUCCGGAGGAGCCCUAAGGCGAAGUCGACCUUCUUUCGAUGACGAGCAUGAAGACUAUGGGAACAAGCGCCAAAGAACUGCCUUAGCAUGCAACCCGUGUAGGCACCGCAAAUCGCGUUGCAAUGGAGAGCGCCCAGUCUGUGCCACGUGCCGAGACUGCGGCUUCGAAUGCGUCUAUAGAGGGCCUGCCCCCGGUCCCAAGCCCCCGAGCAGGGAGAUGCAGUCCAUGGCCGACCGGCUGCGCCAUGUCGAAGACCUUUUGUCUGCUCUUGUCGGCGGUCCAGAGGGACACGUCAACGCCAGCACUGUGGUUCAGUCCUCGCAUCCGGCCGAGUCGGGAGAUAUUACAUUAGGCCGUCGAAGCUCAGGCCAGUAUCAGCAAGAUAACAACAUGACUAUUGUCUGGCCUGCCAUGCAUGAGAGCACCGUCGACGGCAUGAGCAGUGUCACCUUCGCCAACGAAUCCUCCUCUGGCUACUUUGGGCCAUCCUCCAACUCUGCUUUCAUUGGCCACGUCGCUCGUGCUCUUGCGUCAGGGGCUAGCACUUUCACUGAUGGCAGAGACUCAUCUCGAGACCUGACCUCAAACAUGUCACGGCCUGCUUCACCGCCUUUGCCUUCCGACAAGAAAGGCCCCGACCAAGUCAACCCAUAUCGACUUCCCCCACGAGCAGAGAUUGUACGGCUAGUCGAUAAGUUUUUCUCCAUUACGGGCCAGUUCUUCCCCUACAUCUCGAAGACGAGCGUGCUCCAAGUGGUAGACGACAUUGAGAUUACCAUGUUCAGCGGUGUUCGCAAAUCAUGGCUCUGCUUACUCAACACUAUCUUGGCCAUUGGCACAAGCCUCGACGUCGACAAUGCCCGACAGAGGAAGUUUCGAGAGGCCGAAUCCGAUAUUUUCUUCCAAAGAGCUCUUGCUUUGUCGCCCAUGGCACCUUCGAGUACAGAUAACUUGGAGACUGUGCAAGCACUUGCCCUCAUGACUCAGUACUCGCAAGGCACUUCAAAAUCCACGCAAACCUGGAGACUUCAUGGGCUAUUGGUACAGGCGGCUUUCCAGGUAGGCGUUCACGCUAAAGACGUCUCUGGAAAGUUGUCGGUAUUCGAGCAGGAAUCUCGAGCGAGAACAUGGUAUACCUGCGUUAUCCUAGACAGAAUUUUGAGCAUGACUUUCGGAAGGCCUGCUUUAAUUCAUAAUGAGCUUGUCCAGAUCGAUUUGCCACAAGAUGUAGAUCUCGACAGCUUACCCAAGGAUGAUGCCCCUUGCGAGACGACACAACAUUCUCCGUCCGGAUUAUCCCCUUGUGGUAUCUUCAUCGCCAGCAUAAACCUCUAUCGAGUCCAGGGUGACAUCAUUGGUAAAGUCUACAACCACAAUGCUAUCUCUUCGCGCACGCUACGUUCGGAUGAACUCUUCAGCAGGAUAGCCACUUUGGACUAUGAGCUUAGUCAAUGGAAACGAAAUCUCCCUCUUACCAUCGCAUUGCUGCCUUUAGAAUCUCUCGAAGGAAUGGAGGUCGAGAAAUGGGCCUACACCCAGACGCAGACGGUGCUCACUCUCCGCUACCUGAAUUCGCGAACGCUUCUGUUCCGAAAGAUGCUCGAGCACAUGUUGAACCAGGUAGCGCAUCCAGAAUCGAUGUUGGAGGACAGCGAUUGCAUGCCACCCCUUGGUGAUUCCAUGGUACAGACAUGCACUAUGAUGGCGAUCUAUACAAUUUCACUCAUUCACAAAGUUCGAACACGGUUCGAUCUCCUUCCUGCCUGGUGGUUUACUACAUAUUACGGUAGAGCUCCCAUUCAUCUGAUGGAAUUAUUGCUGACUUUGUUGCAGCAUUCAAUUCGGCAAUGA